Messenger RNA from Symbiodinium necroappetens, 1698 nucleotides. The record is from the annotation of a GenBank genome assembly. NCBI's taxonomy places the organism in Eukaryota, Dinophyceae, Suessiales, Symbiodiniaceae.
AUGCACGUUUACCGGCUGGCUGAGUACAUAAAUAUCUUUGUCAUCAUGCGAGCAGCACAUGACAUUCUCGAUUUCGACAUGGGACAGGUGGAAGAAUUGGCAGAAGGUGAUGAUAUCAUAUUGGAUUCUUUAACUGCCGUGCCUGCCGAUCAGUACCAGGCGCUUGUCAAACGUCUUCAACGAGACGAAGAAUUGAUCAAGCAGCUGAAACAUAUUGUGAAGGCUCAGCACGGCAAAAUCGAGGAGUUUCGCGACAUGCUCGAAAUCACGAGCAUCGCGAAAAGCCCAUUGAUAUCUGCUUAUGAAGCAGAAGAUCUCAAAGUUGCAUUGGAGAACAACCAAGACCUUCAUCGCAAGAUACAUCAGCUACAGGCUGAAAUGGCCAAGCUGCGAUCGGAGAACAGCUCCCUAAAGAAGGUCAACCGGCGCUUGAAGGGUCUUCUGGAAGGCAGCGAGCCUGAGCCCUCGAGGCAGCCGGAAGCUCUCGUGCAGCUGGCUGCAACGGCGCCGCCGCCGGGAGAAUGGCCAAGAUUUCCACGAAGUCCAGCGAAUGUGCAGUCUGGAAGGCAUGAGCUGCUGGCCAGAAUGCCGCUGACCCCGCUGACUUGCAGAGGACGUUUCAACCAUGCCAUGAGCUCGGAUCAGAGAGAUCCGGAAGCUUCCUCAUCGCAGAGUCCUCCCAGAAGGCAAGAAGAUCAGGCGCGAAAAGCAAAGCCCCCGUUUUCAAGGGUGUCGCAGUUGAUCAAUUCCAUGAACCUGUUUUGGCGCGACAUUGAAUCGUCUUUGACGUGCCUACGAGCUUUGGCCGAUGUUUCCGCUCGCAUGCUGGUCGAUCGCCGUGUGUCCAACAUUACGGUAUUUAUCGUAGACCCGUGGUUGAGGAAGGCCGUGACUUCCGGGAACUACUCGAAGACCGAGCAGCUCACGAUCUUCUACCUCGGGCAGGGAAAGACGGAGCUGCAGGCCUUGCUUCGACUUGAGGAGAGCAAGGUGUGUCCGCCCGUCUUUACCGACCUUCAGGCAUUGCCUUUUCGGUCGAGAGUCUGUGCCGCUCUGCCAGUUCUGACCCCAAAUCGUUCGCGGGUGUGGGCAGUCUUGCAGGUUCUCCUGGAGGACUCUCGUGCAUCCGACAAUGAGGCAGGCUUUGUGCCCCGAGUGCUUCAAGACGCUGGUGUAUCCCAGGAAAGUACCCCGAGUCAUUCUACGUUCACGGACGCUCAUGUCAGUUACCUGCAGCUCCUGUGCAGUUUCAUCGGCGGUGUUCUUCUGUACGUGGAGCGCCUCGAACAGAGGGCGAAACUCGUGGACCGCACUCGCCACAUCAUGGAAGCGGCUAUCGAUGUCAACAAGGCCAAAACUCUUGCCGACUUCGAGCAACGGGUCAAGCACUUGUUCUCUGGUUUCUUCUGCGUGAACACGAUUCGAGUGCUGUUUUUUGAUCCCGACUCGAAGAGCCUCCUCAUCUCAUCGUCUCAGAUGCGCAAGAAGGGAGCAACGACCAUCAGCUUGACAAGGGGCAUCCUGGGGCAAUGUGCACAAAAACAGCAGGUUAUCCAUAUCCCGGACAUUCACCAGAAUCCCUUUGUCGAGCCCGUGUCCGAUGGGCUACAGCGAAAUGGCAAACCAGUCAGCAGCCAUGCUGCGAUGCUAGUUGGACCCAUGCUCGUGGAGUCUUCGCGUGGAGAUGACAAGUGGGGU